AUGGACAUUCAAGAUGUUCAUCACAAAUGUGGCUACCCACAUGUGCUCGAUUUCAUUGCGUAUCACUGUUUCAAAUUUUUGAAAAAUCUUUCUUCUAUUUCCUACGUGUUUGAAAGUGAAGAUAUCAGAUUGAUUAUACAAAGUUUUGCUAAGAAAUUGUUUUCCUAUUUCAUCUGUGUUGGAAGAAAAGGACAUGUUACUGACUUUAUUUGUGUUGUGUGUGUUAUUUUCCUGCACUUCACAAUUUAUGUUUAUGAAAUAGAAAUGUGUAUUUGUGAUAGAGCAAUUAAUUUGCACAAUGUAAUUAAUUUUGUUUUGCUUAUUUCUUCACUAACUGAAACAGAGCGAUCCUUGCUGGGGGACAAGAAAUGGACACACCCAUGGGCUGAUGAAAUUGGAGUAAUAAUUGGUAUUCUGCUUAUUAUCUUGUUUUCUGCGAUGAUGGAUUACAUCAAGUAUAGCCAUGUAGCUCAGAUCCAUGAUGUCAUAGAAAAAAUUCACAGAAUCAGAGUUAUACGGGGUGGUAAGGAAAGUAUCUUGUCUACUGCAGAGGUGGUUGUUGGAGAUCUCUGUCUGGUGAAUGUGGGUGAUGUAAUUCCAGCUGAUGGAGUUCUUAUUGAAAGUUAUGAUCUGAAAGUUGAAGAUACCCGAAUAUCAGGAGAUGUUCCAUGCAUGCAGAAAGGACCAACUGAUCCUAUAGUAAAUGCAGGCACAGUUGUGAUUGAAGGAUUUGGGCGCAUGAUCGUUGCUUCAGUUGGCACUCCACUGCAUGGCCAUGUAUCUACAUAUGGAAAUGUUAAAGGACCUUGGAGCAAGAAAUACAUUUUUCAGAAGCUUAUUGAAAUUGACAAGAAAAAGGAGAAGUUACUCUCAUACACAGAUGUGCAAAACAAACUGUUCAGGUUUUCCACUGAACUAACAUAUAUAGGUCUGUAACAAUCUGACAAGCAUUUUGCAGUAUCCAGUUAGAUUAUAUGUAAAUGCAAAUACAAACAAACAGGCAUGUCAAAAGGUGAACCGAUAAUUCAUACAAAUUGGAUUGGUAAUAUCUUCAUCAAGUUAUUAUUUCAGUAUUUCCUACAGAUCACUUUUCAGUUCAUCUGUUUCAUUAAAAAUUUGUUUAAAGUGUACAUAUCUCACAAAGAUGCUUUUUCUCAACUGCUUUCUGUCUCACAGGAGAAUGAGUAACUGCAGAUAAUUGAUAUUCAUGUUUUAACUGAUUUUUUUUA
This is a messenger RNA of Schistocerca cancellata (South American locust), 1229 nucleotides long. Its product is annotated as calcium-transporting ATPase PAT1-like. The transcript has 6 exons. Gene Ontology annotation, cellular component: intracellular membrane-bounded organelle. The record is from RefSeq and is a predicted model, not a curated record. Gene Ontology annotation, molecular function: P-type calcium transporter activity. Lineage: Eukaryota; Metazoa; Arthropoda; Insecta; Orthoptera; Acrididae. Bases 1 to 936 code for a protein of 311 amino acids.